AUGCCUGCGGCCUCUGGUAACACACGGACUCUCAGAUCUGGAUCUAAAGUUACUGCUGAGGUCGAUAGCCAACCAGACAACGUUGACGUACCUGCGGAAGCCGAGGCCUGUCCAUCUGAACUGGACGAUGACCAGUCUUCUCCAUCCGCCAUUGGCAGCCAAUCUAUUGCGCCUCGCCGUUACGCAACCCGCCCAACAAACAACCUUCAUCCAGCUCGCACUGUGGGGUUGGGUAAGCGGUCCCAGGACGACAUCAAGAGGGACGCAAAGCGCAAGCGAGACGAGAAGGAAGCGGAGAUGGAGCGGAAGGAGGCUUCUUUGGAACAACAGCAGCUAGAGGUAGAACAGAAGCUCCGGAAGCUUGCCGCACUAGAACAGGAGUUGAGUGCACGUCGGGAGUUGGAGACGACUGGGGUGACCUUUGGAGCAGAUGUUAUCAUGUCGGAUACAAGUGUGAAGCGGGGGACAGCCACUGAUGAAUACGGAUCUGAUGGAGGGAAUGGGAAUCUGACGGCCAAGGGGAACAAUCAAGGUCGUUCUGAUUUGCCAGUGCCAGCGGACGAAGACGACGAGUUUGCAUUCGAGGCUUACCAACUUGAACAUUCCUCCGAUGACAACCUGAGUGAGGUACCCGGGCCGCCGUCAGGUCAGAAACGCAAAGCUAAGCAACCACCGGCACAGCAGCCGAAGCCCAAGGCACGGAAGAAGCAGACGCAGAAGGACAAGAGACAAGAGUUCCUUCAGCAGUUUGAAAACACGAAGAACGUGCAGCGCGUUGCACUGGACGGCGCUAGUGAUCAGACAAGUCAGGUGCCAGCGUCGGCCAGAAAGGAACAAGUCAACAGGCCAACAUCGCUCGCGAAGAAGUCCCAGAGCGUGAAGUCAGCUACUACCGCCGGUACGCCAAAGUCUACUACUACUAGUAGACAGAAGUCAGCGCCAAGAGCGAAGGCGCCCGCACCUUCGCUCGACCUUCCCACCAUGGGCUUGAAGGCAGACUGGAAAGCUGUGGUGGCUCGCCAGACACUAUCCGCCGGUCUCUCUGGAAAACAACUCUUGUCACCCGCCGCUGGUCUCUCUACUCCAUCUGUUCGGAGUAGUACUACCCCCGCCCCAAAACUGGGAAAUGCAGCUCACCGUGCUGCCAGUGCCAAACGUUCAAGGCGCCAGGAUUCCCUCGAAAACGUAGGCGGCUUCACCGACCACGACGUCACCGUUGGUAUCGGGUCACUUCAAGAGCGACCGAGCGGCGCGCAGCUGGUCCGGGUUCUCGUAGGCGGAUUGGAGACGCGAGAGGACGAUGAUCAGUCUGGUGCGAGCACUGCGAAGAAGAAGCGUCGCGCCAAGACAACCGUAUCGGAUGAGAAGUCGCUCUCCGUUGAGGCGCUGCCAUCGUUUGCAAAACACCACUGGAAGUCUACGUUCGUUCCGACCAUGCUUCAAAUGAUCGGGCAAACGGAGACACCUUGGGCAUAUGCAAGCGGGAACGUGAAGACGCCAGCCGAAGACAACGAAUUGAUUGACGUUGUUCAACACCUCGUUGACGCGUUCUGGCCGGAGGAGCAGUACGACGUCAACGGCUCCGACAAGGUCUACAGAGUGGCACGUCAGGCAGUCAUUGACUGGCGUUCCCGCUUCAUGUCGCGCAUCAAGUCCUACAUCAAGAAGCUCUUAGAGAAGCAUGGCUCGCGAGAACAGAUAAGUACCUUUGUGAGCAGUGCACUGGUGCGAAGUAGCGGCACGGCGUUCUGGGCGACGUACGAUACUGAGAAGGAUCGAGCCGUCGGGGCGCUUCAAUCGCAAUACGUACUCAAAUCAUUUGCGACACACCUGGCUGCAGUUCAGGGUAGCAAACUUAGGGGGCAGGACGCAGCAAAGCCUGCUCGUGGGGCCCUUUCCCUCGCCGCUACCGCCGUACAAUACAUAUUCACGUCAUGGACGACGGGAAUCUUCGUCGCUGAAGGCACGUUCAGCGGCGAAAACUGCCGGACUAUCACGGCAUACUGGCAUAACAAGUCCGUGAAGAAGAUCAUCGAGCAUGGCCGCUAUGAAACGUGUGUUCGGCUCUCCAUUCCAUACAUGGAGGCUGGUUGGGUGCCACGCGCUGUAGAGGCUGAUGAGGACGAUGUGUCAGUUUGUGAUCCAAGCAGUCCCCCGCGAUAUGAUGCAGAUGAUACGACCACCUACGACUAA
Molecule: messenger RNA, 2193 nt
Organism: Rhodofomes roseus
Lineage: Eukaryota; Fungi; Basidiomycota; Agaricomycetes; Polyporales; Fomitopsidaceae
Exons: 9
Coding region: 1-2193 (730 amino acids)
Source: RefSeq, a predicted model, not a curated record